GAAAAUUGAAUUUAUGGCCUAAGCACCCUAAUUUUCUAUCACUAUUUUAUAUCACCAUCUACAUAAAUACUUAUGAAUAGUUUUUUAGUUUGAAGAUAAUUAUUAAAAAAAUUAAUACCUUUCCACAUAGCUGGUGAUAUAAAAGAGAAAAAAAUAAUAAUAAAUAAAAUAAAAUAAAAAAGUAAUACAUAGCAGAACUGAUUGCUAAUUAUUUUACGGAGUUUCUUGCAAGCUACCAAGUUUAGAGAGAGAGAGAGAGUCAUGGAUAGCAAGCAACACAGUAUCUUAAUGUUGCCAUGGUUAGCUCAUGGCCAUAUAUCACCCUUCUUGGAGCUAGCCAAGAAACUCUCACAGAGAAACUUUAAUGUAUACUUAUGUUCUACACCAAUCAAUCUAAAACACUUCAGAGAAACCCUUUCUCUCAACCUAUUAUCAUCCUCGAUACAACUCAUAGACAUCCACCUUCCUUCCUCACUAGACCUUCCUCCUCACUACCACACCACCAAAAACCUCCCUUCCCACCUCCUAUCUGCCCUCAUAACCACCUUUGACGACGCCAAACCUGCUUUCUUCACCAUCCUCAAGACCCUUAAACCCGACCUCGUCAUCUACGAUUUCCUACAACCAUGGGUCCCAAUAGUGGCUCAUGAAGAAAACAUAGAGGCUGUUCUUUUCCUGACAUGUAGCGCGGCAAGCUAUUCUGUUUUAACUCACUGCAUCAAUGAUCCAAACAAGGAUUCCCCUUUUCAAGAACUCAAUUUCUCGAAAGAUCAGGGCGAUAAAAUCAUUUGGUUUCUAGAUUACACUUCGAAUGGUGUCACAAACAAGGAAAGGUUCCUAGGAUGCAUCGAAAGGUCUUCGAGCUUCGUGUUGAUCAGGACAUCAAACAUAAUCGAGGCCAAGUAUGUUGAUCAUUUCUGUGGUUUAGUGAGUAAAGAGAUUGUUCCAGUUGGGCCUCUCGUUCAGAACCCUACAAGAAAUGGUGAUGAUGAAGUGAUUAUGGAGUGGUUGGACAAGAAAGAGGUUAGUUCCGCUGUGUUUGUUUCCUUUGGGAGUGAGUGUUUUCUUUCCAAACAAGAGAUUGAAGAGAUAGCUCAUGGGUUAGAGCUCAGCACAGUGAGUUUCAUAUGGGUUGUUAGGUUUCAUGGAGGAGAGAAAACUAGGGUUCUUCAUGAAGUCUUACCAGAAGGAUUUUUGGAGAGGAUUGGAGAUAUGGGUAUGGUAGUAGAGGGGUGGGCCCCACAGGCAAAGAUUUUAGGGCAUCCAAGCGUUGGUGGAUUUAUGAGUCACUGUGGUUGGGGUUCAACCUUAGAGGGUGUGAUGCUUAGUGUCCCAAUCAUAGCAAUGCCUAUGAACGUUGACCAGCCCUUCAAUGCCAAGUUGGUGGUGGAGAUUGGUGUGGGCAAGGAGGUCAAGAGAGAGAAUGAGAAUGAAAGGUUUAAGAGAGAGGAAGUGGCAAGAUUGAUCAAACAAGUGAUGGAUCAAGAAGAUGGGAAGGAGGUGAGAACGAAAGUUAAAGAAGUGAGUGAGAGGAUGAGAGAGAAAAGUGGAGAACAGUUUGAUUUGGUGAUGGAGAAAUUGGUGCAGAUUGUUAGGAAAUCAUAGAGCUUUGGGAAAUUUUUCAACAAAUUGUACUUCUUUCACAAAAGUUUUAUGCAGUUGGAAUUGUUGUUCAGAUCGUGACUGAGAGAGAGACUCGGUAUUCUGCAACAACUUUUAGUUGAUCAAUUUUACAUUUUGGCCCUUACAAUAACUGCUAAAUAAGAAAAAAAUAUAUAAUAUUGUUGAGACUUUCUAAGGAUCAAAACUGUGGCAGUAUUCAUAUCAAAGGUAUGAUGUGUUUUAUAUAAUAGAAUAGAUUAACAAUAUAUGGUGAUAGUAGGAUAAAAUAAAAAAUUUGUGAAAAUUUUGGACUUCUUGAA
Molecule: messenger RNA, 1922 nt
Organism: Camellia sinensis
Lineage: Eukaryota; Viridiplantae; Streptophyta; Magnoliopsida; Ericales; Theaceae
Product: flavanone 7-O-glucoside 2''-O-beta-L-rhamnosyltransferase
Molecular function (GO): UDP-glycosyltransferase activity
Source: RefSeq, a predicted model, not a curated record